Molecule: messenger RNA, 4953 nt
Organism: Etheostoma spectabile (orangethroat darter)
Lineage: Eukaryota; Metazoa; Chordata; Actinopteri; Perciformes; Percidae
Gene: aebp1a
Product: AE binding protein 1a
Exons: 21
Coding region: 324-3377 (1017 amino acids)
Biological process (GO): protein processing; peptide metabolic process; regulation of DNA-templated transcription
Molecular function (GO): zinc ion binding; DNA-binding transcription repressor activity, RNA polymerase II-specific; RNA polymerase II transcription regulatory region sequence-specific DNA binding
Source: RefSeq, a predicted model, not a curated record
GAGAAGAGGAGGAGGAGGAAGAAGAAUAGGAAGAGGGAGGCGUGUUGCUCUGCUGCUUCUGGAAAAAAAUCCACUCCAGACAGACGAACUUCCUCCUCUCCUGCACGGCCAGCUUUAAAAACUCCACUCCCACAACAUUUUCUCCCCCUCUCCACGCUGACUCGCCAUCAGAGAGGAGGAGGCUCUCCAGACGUUCACAGGCUCAUCCUUUUAUCAUUCUCUGCAUCCCUUUUCAUGUCUUCUGAGACUUCCUGAAGGACCUUUAAGAAAAAACAGAAUUUUUGCAUCUGCAGACAGGGGGGUGUUGUAUGUGACUGGAGAACAUGAGAGCUGAGGUGCUGGUCUUCUGGGCGGCUUUGACCCUCUGCUGGGCUCCGGUCGCGGCUCGAGAAGAUGUGGAGGAGGACGACAAACUCUCCGGGGACCCGGUUCAGGUGAGAGUCCCCCGAGGACUGGUCGAGCCCAGGAGACAGACGGAGGAAGGGGGGGACCAAAUGAAAGAUGAGCCGGCUGAAGUGGUGCAAGAGGAGAGCACAAAACCAAAGAAAAAGAAAACACCUGAGGAAAUUGAGGCAGCCAGGGCGAAGAAAGCAGCGGAGAAGGAAGCCAAAGCCAAGAAGCAGAAAGCUCCUAAACCCACCAAAAAGCCAAAAGGCCCCAAACCCACCAAGAAACCAAAAGCACCAAAACCCACAAAGAAGCCGAAGGCACCCAAAGCCACCAAGAAACCAAAGGAGACGACCACGGUGCAGCCCAAAACCACGCGUCCGUCUCUGGACCAGGAAGAGGAACUGGGCUGGGACGCACUGAUUCCACCUGUGACCCCAACGGCGCCCGGAUGGGAGGAGCCCGUCGAGCCAGGCCUCGAUGACAUGCCUGGUGGACGCCAAGAUAACAGAAAGACCACGACUACUGAGGUCAUCAUGUACAUACCAGAGGAAGCCACCACCGUCCCGUAUGUCGGCCCCUGGUACGAAGAGUACGAUUACGCCGACCUGGCCGCUAAGAAACAAGAAGAGGAGGAGGAGAGAGCUCGCAAGGAAAAGGCAGAAAAGGCGGAAAAAGCCGAGCAGCAGAGGAAGAAGUGGGAGGAGGAGGAAGAGGAGAGACUGAAGCAGAUCUCUGUGCCGCUGGAGCCAAAAAAGUGUCCUCCUCUGGGCUUGGAGUCUCACCGGGUGGAGGACGACCAGCUGCUGGCCUCCUCUCAGUCUCACCACGGCUUCACGGCUCAGAGGGGGCGGCUCAACAUGCAGGGCUCCAAGGACGAGGACGACCUGUACGGAGGAGCGUGGUGCGCCGAGCCAGAGGAGAAGAACCACUGGUUCGAGGUGGAUGCGCGCCGGGAGGUGGAGUUCACGGGGGUCAUCACUCAGGGAAGAAACUCCGAGCAGCUGGAGGACUUUGUGUCGUCCUACUUCGUGGCGUUCAGCAACGACAGUCGGGACUGGACAACGCUGCAGGACGGCUACGCUGAAUGGUUGUUCUACGGGAACGUGGACAAGGACACGCCGGUGCUGGGUCAGUUCAGCCCCCCCGUGGUGGCGCGCUACAUCCGCAUCCUGCCGCAGAGCUGGAACGGCAGCUUGUGUCUUCGAGCCGAGAUCCUGGCCUGUCAGCUCCCCAGCAGCUACCGCAGUGAGAACGACGUCAACCCGUCCGAUGACCUGGACUUCAAACACCACAACUACAAGGACAUGAGACAGAUGAUGAAGGUGAUAAACGAAGAGUGUCCCAACAUCACCAGGAUCUACAACAUCGGUAAAAGCUCUCAGGGCCUGAAGAUGUACGCCAUGGAGAUCUCCGACAACCCCGGGGAGCACGAGACCGGUGAGCCUGAAUUUCGGUACACAGCCGGUCUGCAUGGGAACGAGGCGCUGGGUCGAGAGCUUCUCCUCCUGCUGAUGCAGUUUCUGUGCAAGGAGUACAACGAUGGGAACCCCCGAGUGCAGCGCCUGGUGGACGGAGUGAGAAUACACCUGGUGCCCUCGCUCAACCCCGACGCUUACGAACUGGCCUUCGAGAUGGGCUCGGAGAUGGGGAACUGGGCGCUGGGCCACUGGACCGAAGAAGGUUACGACAUCUUCCAGAACUUCCCCGACCUGAACAGCGUCCUGUGGGGAGCCGAGGACCGAGGCUGGGUCCCUCGCGUCGUGCCCAACCAUCACAUCCCCCUCCCGGAAAACUUCCUCAACGGCUCUCUCGCUACUGAGACAAAAGCCAUCAUUUCCUGGAUGGAGCGCAACCCGUUUGUGCUCGGCGCUAAUUUGCAAGGAGGAGAAAAACUGGUGGUGUACCCGUUUGACAUGCAGCGUCCAGCAAUAUCUCUGACCGACAGCCAGCGGUGGAGAAGCAACGCCAACAUGAACGAGGAGACGUGGGCUCGCAUCCAGCGGCAGAGGGAUGGGUCUCUGAGGGAGACGCCAGACGACGCCAUGUUCCGCUGGUUGGCGAUGUCGUACGCCCACAGCCACCUCACCAUGACGGAGACCUACCGGGGCUCCUGCCAUGGCGACGACGUCACCGGGGGACAGGGCAUCGCCAACAGAGCCAGCUGGGAUCCAGUGGUGGGCAGUAUGAACGACUUCAGCUACCUGCACACCAACUGCUUCGAGCUGUCCAUCUUCCUGGGAUGUGACAAGUUUCCUCACGAGAGCGAGCUGCCGCUGGAGUGGGAGAACAACCGCGAGGCUCUGCUGUCCUUCAUCGAACAAGUUAACCGAGGGAUUAAGGGUGUCGUGAGAGACGUGGAGGGGAACCCGCUGCCCAACGUCACCAUAUCCGUGGAGGGGAUCCGGCAUGAUGUCAAAACGGCUCCCGGCGGCGACUACUGGCGGCUGCUGAACCCCGGCGAGUACCGGGUGACGGCCAAGGUUGACGGCUACACCCCUCAGACCAGACUCUGCAUGGUGGGCUACGACUCGGGGGCCACGUCCUGCAGCUUCACCUUGGCCAAAUCCAACUGGGACCGCAUCAAACAGAUCAUGGCGCUCCACGGCAAGAGGCCCAUUCGACUGGUCCCCAAAGUCACCGAGGUGAAGACCACCGCCGCCAGCAGCCCGGCGACCACCGCCGCCGGCACCGGCGACGGUGCUAGCGCGCAGAACGCAGAGCGACUCCGGCGGCUCCGGAUCAUGCGUCUACGCCGGCUGCGUCAGCAGAGACUACGAGCCGGUCUCGGCACAACUCCCGCUACCACGACGACGACCACGACGACGACAACAGCAGCCCCGACGACAAUACCGGAAACGGAGAGGACAACGUCCUGGUACGACUCCUGGUUCCCGGUGGACAGUUUGAUGACGGAGAACCCGUUCGACCGAGUCGACUUUAACUCGGAGUCCACGCAGGACUAUCCCUUUGAAUACACUAUUGAUUGAAUGUAACAUUCAGAAACCCCACGUCUAUGUAAACUUCACUAACCACAACACCACAGCUUUAAUAAAAAUAAAUACAAAAACAGAUAGGUCGUUAAUUAUUCAGUUCCCAGAAAGUUUUCACUCGUUGGGUGAACAUUGAGAGAUUUUUCCCCCAAUGUUUUUAUCCAUUUUCAAUGCGCCUUUUUGUUGUUUUUUCCCACAUUUUGGGACAUUUUUCCACUUUUUACGUUACUUUAUCACUAUUUCCCAAUGCUAUAAGUGGAGAUGAAUGUGACUUUAACCCUUGUGUUGUCUCCCAUUGACGAUGCAACUUUAGUUUUUAUGGGUAUGAAUUUAAAAUUCAAACUUUUGGUUUGUCUUUUGUUGACACAUUUGUCCCUUUCCCGACGUUUUUGGACACUUUUUCUGAUUUUGGUUUCCAUUUUUUCUUUGCUUUUUGACGUUUGUUGUUGUUUUUUCCCACAUUUUUGGAAACUUUUUCCUCUUUUUUAGUGUUACUUUAUCACUUUUUCCCAAUGCUAUAAGUGGAGAUGAAUGUACCUUUAACUUUAACUUUAAUUUUGCGGCCUAAGGGAUGGGGUGAGUGUGUUUGGAUCUAGAUUCAACCCCCCCCCCCCCCCCCCUUGAAGGCAGGUUUUGCAAACUACGGCAGCCUGACAACACGUGUUCUGAUCCCAGAUCCUGCUGCAGGUGAACGGUGUUAUAAUCUCAACAAACAGGGAAAUGACUCGAAAGCACAGGCGUAACCAAAAGUGGAUUUUUUAAAAGUUUGAAUUCUUUCUAUUUUUGAAAUUGUUGCUUUUUUCAGAGUUUGAGACACCUUUUUCCAUUUUUUUUUUGGAACAAUUUGGGACAUUUUGUCGCCUAUUUUUGACAUUUUUAAAACAGUUUUCGCUGCUUUUUUCUGUUUUCUCACCUUUUGAGUUUUUGUCGUUUUUCGAGGGUUUUUUCAGAUGUCGCUUCUUUUUGUUGUUUUUUUAAAUACACAAUCUCCAGAUUCAAGAUUACUUCAUCGUCAUACCACAGCACACUGUAGCACGACAUUACGUGCAACGUUCACAACUUAAAAGAAUACAGCACAGAAACAAUUAAAAGCAUCGUCAAACAAUGUCAAGUUAUUAGUUAUAAGAAUUAAAAAAUAAAUAAAUGCUUAUAUGGGUGUGCAGAGCAUGUAGAGAGAUAAAUAUAAAUAUAUAGCAUCUAAAAAAACUGAACAUUUAAAUAUUUAGAUACUAGAGACAUACAGUUGGGAAGAAGUACAAGUAUGGUAUAAAUAUCCGUAUUUAAAGUAAAAUAGUGUGACGUAAAAUAAAGUAAAUGUUGAACCCAAAGUUACACCCUGGCUCUACAGACAGUUUAACCACAGCCAACGCUUCCUUGUGCAUGACAUGUUUUGCAUACUGAACCAAAAAUAAAACUGUGGGCACAUUCAAUCUUUUCCUCGUGUGUUUUCUUUCCUGCUCCGACCAUCAGAGAACAUACCAGGUAUGGUUUCAUGUUUCAGCAAACGGAGCGGACAUGUUCCUCAUCGCUCAGCGGCAGGAAGUGGAGUCAGAUGUCCAAAAACUGAAUUCAA